Molecule: messenger RNA, 3873 nt
Organism: Clupea harengus (Atlantic herring)
Lineage: Eukaryota; Metazoa; Chordata; Actinopteri; Clupeiformes; Clupeidae
Gene: mark4a
Product: MAP/microtubule affinity-regulating kinase 4
Exons: 16
Coding region: 632-2785 (717 amino acids)
Biological process (GO): protein phosphorylation; microtubule cytoskeleton organization; intracellular signal transduction
Cellular component (GO): cytoplasm
Molecular function (GO): tau-protein kinase activity; ATP binding
Source: RefSeq, a predicted model, not a curated record
CGAGCGAUCUGGUUGGCUUUGCGUUUGUGGUGGGGUUGAUGUGUCAGUCAGUGUUUCCGAGGGGAGCAGUGGCGCAUCUCACGGACUGCCGCUGGAAUAAGAGGCAUCUCUAUCAUGUGAGCCAUCCGGCCUUUUCUGUUGCCAGCCACGGCAGUCGCAUCCGAAAUCAAGACUGCGUGGACAAGAAAGAAGAGAUAGGCUAGUGUAAUUAGUAUUAGUGAAAGAGGGACGGAUGCGUAUUUGUUUUGCUAGGCGACAUGAAGCAGGGGGUGGUCAGUCGCCACCGAAACGCUGGUUUCUGGCCAAACACCAUCCUGUUCUAGCUCGUCCUCGGCCUCGUUCGGUUGUAUUUUAUUUUCUUCAGUGAAUUUUCAUUUUGUUCACCCCAGCUUUUUUUCGGCCAGAGAAGAUGCAGCAGGCUUGAGGACAUCCUUGAUAUUCGCUGACUGCCGCUGCCAUGACGAACGCAGGCUUUCUCUCGGGCAUGGCUCAGCCGGCAGCCUCACAGGCAGAUUGACUGGGUCGUGGUUGCAGCCGCGGAGAGGCCGAUGUCGACGGCUCAUCGUAGGAGCUCGAUUCUGUAAAUAUCAUUCACAAUAAUCAUUAAUAAUAGUCAGGAAUCUCAGGGAAAAUGUCUUCGCGGUCUGCAUUACCACCUGGGAACGAAAGGAGCUCAGAUCAUCAUGCCUCCCUGGCGGUGAGUCGCUCCGAGAAGGGCACGAGCGUGUCUAGCCGCUCGCUGGGUGCCCGCUGUCGGAAUUCCAUGGCCUCCUCUUCAGACGAGCAGCCACACAUCGGGAACUACCGGCUCCUGAAGACGAUUGGCAAGGGCAACUUCGCCAAGGUGAAGCUGGCACGCCACAUCCUUACGGGCAGAGAGGUCGCAAUAAAGAUUAUUGACAAAACUCAGCUGAAUCCAACCAGCCUUCAAAAGGUGAGAAAGCUCUUUCGAGAAGUCAGAAUUAUGAAAGGCUUACAUCACCCAAACAUUGUGAAACUGUUUGAGGUGAUCGAGACAGAAAAAACACUUUAUCUAAUUAUGGAGUACGCCAGUGGAGGUGAAGUAUUUGACUACCUCGUGUCUCAUGGGAGAAUGAAGGAAGUAGAAGCCAGAGCCAAAUUCCGGCAGAUUGUGUCUGCUGUUCACUACUGCCACCAGAAAAACAUCGUCCACAGAGAUCUGAAGGCUGAAAAUCUUCUGCUGGACGCUGAUGCCAACAUCAAGAUCGCUGACUUUGGCUUCAGCAAUGAGUUUACGCUGGGCAGCAAGCUGGACACCUUCUGCGGGUCUCCUCCCUACGCCGCCCCGGAGCUCUUCCAGGGCAAGAAGUACGACGGCCCCGAGGUGGACAUCUGGAGCCUGGGGGUCAUCCUCUACACGCUGGUCAGCGGUUCACUGCCCUUCGACGGGCAGAACCUAAAGGAGCUGCGCGAGCGUGUGUUGAGAGGAAAGUACCGCGUGCCCUUCUACAUGUCCACUGACUGUGAGGGCAUCCUCCGCCGCUUCCUGGUGCUCAACCCUACUAAACGCUGCACCCUGGAGCAAAUAAUGAAGGAUAAAUGGAUCAAUGCUGGGUAUGAUGCAGAGGAGCUGAAGCCUCACGCGGAGCCUGUGAUCGACUACAGCGACGCCAGUCGCAUCGAGGUGAUGGUGGGCAUGGGCUUCACCUCGGAGGAGAUCAAGGACUCUCUGCUCAAUCAGAAGUACAACGAGGUGUCUGCCACCUACCUGCUGCUGGGCAUCAAGACUGAGGACGGCGCUGAGACACGGUCUGGCAGUAUGACUCUGCCCCGCGUGCGACCCAGUCCCAUCACCAACGGAACCAACAAGCACCCGUCCGCCACCGGCUCCUCUUCAUCCUCCUCCUCCUCCUCCCACAGCAAGACACCACGCAGCAGCUCCACCUACCACCGGCAGAGACGACACAGCGACUUCUGUGGGCCCAGCAUGCCGGUGAUGCACCCGAAGCGGAGCCCGACCACAGGCGGGGACCGAGACCUGAGGGAGAGCCGCAUGCCCCCGCGGAAGGCCAGCUGCAGCGUGAUGGGCAGCCGCAGCCUGCCCCCCUCCAGCCCCAUGGUCAGCAGCGCCAACAACCCCAACAAGGCUGAGAUCCCAGACCGCCGUAAAGAGAUGACCGCCACCACUAAUAACAUCCCAGGCAGUGCCAUGACUCGCCGGAAUACAUACGUCUGUACGGACCGCUCCAACACAGACAGACACUCACUACUGCAGAACGGCAAAGAGAACAGUUCUCUGUCUCACCGGCUGCCUCCCACCUCUCCGUCCACUCUGAGCAUGGCGGGCGCGGGCGCGGGGUCCUCGUCCUCGUCCUCCGGGGAGCGCUGUCGCCUGACGCGGGGCUCCACCAUCCGCAGCACCUUCCACGGGGGCCAGCUGCGCGACCGCGGCCCUCCCACCUACGGCCCGCCCCCCACCUCCCCGACGCUGCCGUCCCACGAGGCCGCCGCUCUCCCCCCCCACGCCCGCAGCCGUGCCACCUCCAACCUCUUCAGCAAACUCACCUCCAAACUCACGCGCAGGGUCAAUCUUGACCCUUCUAAGCGCCAGGGCUCAAACAAAUCAGUGUCGGGUUGCACCCUCCCCCAGGGAUCCAAAACAGUUAGUAAGUCCCCCUGUCUUUCGCUUCUCUGCCUGUCUGCCUGCCUGCCUGCCUGUCUGCCUGCCUGUAGUUGCAUAUCUACCUGUCUGCCUGCCUGCUACCUAUCUCUCUCUGCUAGUUUAAUAUCUAUCUGCCUGCGUGUCUUUCUGUCUCACUGGUAACCGCAUGUCUGUCUGCCUGCUCGGCCUGCUGUCUGCCUGCUUGCCUGUCUGUCUCUCAGUCUGUUGGAUGUGGAGUGAUGGAAGGAUGUUGUAAAUAUGCCUCACAGAGGUUGAUUGUAUUUGAUAUGAAGAAGGGUCACGCUUUGAUGGGUUUGUUUGUUUGAUGAUUGGUGUGUUUGUUUGUUUGUUGGUUGGUUGGUUUGUUUGUUUGUUGGUGUAUUUUCAGUAUUUUGACUGCAGUGAGAUAUCCUUCAUCAAAGACAGUGUCUCAUUGAGCUGAGCAGUGCAAAUAACCAAGCCUGAAUGCACUAGCUAGUCCACUUCUACUGUGGGAAGACUGUGUUCCUCGUGCUCUCAAAGAGUUAUUUGUCCAGCGAACAGAGAAAUCAGUCAGCACUAGAAAGUUAUCCACGAUCUUAUCCUGAAAAGAUCAGUCCAGUACUAGGGAAGCUCAGAGGACCAUCUAUUCACGUCAGGCAAGCCCUGUCAUUUCCUGAAUCUCCAGGCAUAAUACCAACUCAUUCAUUCCUGACAGUCAGUGGGUGGACAAUCAUUCUUGAGAAUUCAUGAAAGGCCCAAAUAUGACAAGAAUAAGCCUUUGGAAUGGGCAGACUGUAGCAGGGGGCAGGGUCUCUUAGGCAAGACACAUGAAGAUGUCAAUAAAAACAUCUAUUCAAUGGAUUUAGACUUAUUUAAGUGUAAAUGCCAACAGUAAAGCAUCUGCAGAAACAGAAGUAGAGUGUUGGGUGUAGCUCACAUCCGUACAUCACGUAUGGGAAAGGCUUUCUGCUCAGCUCACUGAUCUGAAAAGCUGAUGCUUUCCUCAUCUGCCUUUUUAGCCCAUAAACAUUUGUCGACCAACGGUAAAGUCAUAAUCCAUAUCUGCUGCCACUGCUCUCAUCUGUGGGUCGUGUGGUUUGUGUGUGUUUGAAGUGUGUGUGCUGGUGUAUGAACUUCAUGUGCAUGGUAGUUAGCAUGCGACCAAUGGUGUGUGCUGUUAGAGUUUCAUUGUACCUUAUUAUGGAGACUUCUCCACAAUGUAAUCCUCAUAUUCUUUAUCUCUUCUUCUUCUUCUUCUUCUUCUUCUU